Megalops cyprinoides (Indo-Pacific tarpon) is the source of this 2194-nucleotide messenger RNA. RefSeq lists its product as uncharacterized. The transcript has 12 exons. Gene Ontology annotation, molecular function: DNA binding. The coding region runs from base 90 to 1931 and encodes 613 amino acids. Lineage: Eukaryota; Metazoa; Chordata; Actinopteri; Elopiformes; Megalopidae. The record is from RefSeq and is a predicted model, not a curated record.
GAGUCUGUCACGGGAUCACUGGAACAGCCCCACGGACCCACUUGACUUGAUUGUGAAAGGAAACAACAAAGAACUGGCGAACAACGGUCAUGUCAACAAACGACCCAGUUCCUGUGAGGAUUAAAGUUGAGGAGGACUAUGAUCAGAUCCUGGUGGAAGACCAACAGAGCCGCAUUGUCACAGAAGAACCAUGUGAUAUUGCAAGUGGCCGGGACCCAUUUUGCCGCACAGACGUCCCUAAGCCCCUCAAUAUGCAGAUGACAUAUGAUGGCCUAUGUGACUCAGUGGAGCCAGUGUCCAAACCAGAAGGACGACACAGCAUGCCAGAGAUGGAGGGAAGAGGUUAUAGCCCCAGGAGAUGGAGAGGCUCUGGGUCACUAAGUGGCAGCGUGGUCUCAGAGAUGGAGGAGGAGCCUCAGAUGGAGGAUGUUUCAGGUGCUGAGAUGGAGUAUGACUGCCUGCCCCAGUAUGAGCAGGCAGGUGCAGAGGAAUUAUACAGCAUUGACCACCAAAGGACACUGGGAGAAAUACUAACCUACUGCCAGGUCAUGUAUGAGGCCAUCCAGAAACUUGACCAGAAGUUUGAUCAGCUUCAAGCCAAAGUAACCAAUGUGCAAGCCGUGCACCUGAGUCCUGCACUCUUCCCACAGAAGGCCCAGCUACUGAACACUGGCGGAAUGCAGCAUGGCUCCUCGGUGUCAGACUCUGGGCUGCCGAUGCCCCAGCUGGUCCGUGUGUGCUCCCCUCCGCCUCCUCUCCAGGGGGAGGGGAAGAAGCCUCCUCCCCUUUCUCCUGCCCCAGGGGUCCCGAGCCCCCCACAGCUCGCGCCCCAGGGACAGCCCAGCCAGCUGGCCCAGAGCAUAGUGAGAGCCCACCUCACUACCCAGCCGUUGCCCCCUGGUAAGGCCACCACCGAGACCCUGAAGAGGAGCGCUCCAUCUGCUGGGGGCUCUGUGGCCAAAACCGCGCGUAAGAGUCUGCUCACCACCAGCCCCAGCUCACAUAAGACAGUGCCUUUGGAGUGGUUAGGGGACCCCAAGCGAAAGGUGAAGAUCCCCAGUAGCGCUCUGCAGAAGGCGGUGGCUCUGAAGAGCCCGCGGAGUGUCGUCCGUUCCCUGCUGCGCAGCGUCUUCCCCCUGGAGACCCUCACCUCCAGCAAUAUCAUGGGCGACUCUGUCCGUGGCCUGAAGAAACUGGACCCCAACAAGAUCGCCGCCAUGAGAGAGUGGCUUGCUAAAACAUUUCCCACGUUUGACCUGAAAGAAAAUGGAAAAGACUGGAAAACUUGUGUUUCCAUCAUAAACUCCACAGCCAGAUAUCUUCGCUUUGAAGCCAAAAAACACAAGAAGGGCCAGAACGAAAAUGGGAAAGAGCCAGCACCAGAUGAGGACAGUGACCCUGACCCUGCGGCUGCGAGUGCCACAGCGGAGAUCGAUGUGGAGCUAUCAGACAGCGAGGGAGAUGUUCCUUCCACUUCCCGCAGGACCAAGACCACAACCAGCUCCAUCAGCAAGCAGGAGGCAGCAGAAAACAGCUCUGGGCCCAUUGAAGAGAGUGAGGAGGCCAACAAAGAUGAUGUGUAUGAAUAUCUGGGGCCGCCCAGCAGACAAGUAAAGGUGCCGCGGUAUGCAAUGUUCACAGCCCGCUUGCGUGCCCGCCCUGAGCUUGUCGCACGCUACCUCAUCAAGUACCUCUUCCCUGAGCAUGUGCUGGUCAAGAGCAAUGUGUAUGGAAACCGAGAGCAUGGCAUCCAAGCCCUGGACCAGAACAAGAUCAGCGCGCUCAGAGAACACUUGAAGGAGCGUUUCCCCUGGCUGCUUCUGGAGGAGAGCGGCCAGGACUGGAAGGCUUGCGUGGGAGCCAUCAACAGCACCAUCCGCAAGUUCAGACAUGAACUGAAGAAGGGGAAGAGCCGAAAGAAACGCCGCUGAGACCGCGCGCGGAGACCCGAGACGCAGGGCGGCCUGCGCAGCGUCAGCCAGCGCUGACAGUGAUGAGAUGAGCACUGUGAACCGGCCGAGGCCGGGCAGAUCCACUUCAGCACUGCGUUUACUCGACUAAACUUGAGACCAGCUCCAAGAGCUGCAAAACCUAGCACUUCUUCCUUCCCACAGGACCCUUUCAAAUACAGUGUAGAAGGAGAUGACUGAGGUCUGUGUGGGAGAUCGCCGGACUGUUUCUAACCAUUCCCAUU